AUGUUGUCCAGGACAGCACACAGACUCGAGACAUCUUUGCUGCUGUCUCGCCAGAGUCUACCUCGUCCGGCACGAUUCCCCCCUCCUCAACGUCAUCAACACCGCCCAGCUCGUCAAUAUUCGACGCCCUCGACACCGUCGCGCGCUCCGGCAACCGCGACCGCUCAGCUGCCAACUCAUGACUUCCCCGCUUACAUGCAGCCCUCGACGUCGUCGAGCGGGCAGAGCUCAUCGCAAAAGCUGGGCUCGAGCGACAUCUUGAGCCCCUUCCUGGCGCGGUUAGAAUACACGAUUCUGCCAACACCUCUGCCAACGGACGAGCACAAGCACGACCCGGUCUUCGUGUCGACUGCUGUCCAAGACCAGAUAGCAGUCAUGGACGCCUGUCUUCGAGACUUGUACAACGUGAAGCGAGGCAAGGGCCUGUUUGAGAGACUGCGGGCAGAGAACCGGGCGGUGCUGCACACGGACAUCUACAACAAUGUGCUGUCGGCAUACAUGGGUAUGGCGGAAAGGACAGAGUUGUCGAAACCAAGGCAGGAAUGGUUCGUGGACGCUUGGACGUUGUUCCAUUCAAUGGUUUCUGGGAAGGAGGGCAUUGCACCCAAUUCCUCGACAUUUGCCAGGAUGAUCGCGGGGUACCACCAUCUCAAAGACUCGCUAAUGGACUUGUCCGUUCCUGACCGCAUACCCCAACCAAGUUAUGGUGCUUUCCUGAGUAUGAUGGAACGAGCCCAUGUCGACGCCGUUGAGGUUCUCGCAAACCCCCUCAUUCCGGAUGAAGUCGCACCGACAAUCGUCUCUGAAUUUUCAAAAGCGGCGUUGGAUGCCAACAAGAUUGACAUCGUUAAUGAGUUGGCGAAGGCCACCGUAAUCGCUUCCGGUCAGGCAGACACAGUGCCAGAAGCUAUGGCUACAAGGAAACCUCUCAAGGAUGGCUCGUUUGCAGAUGUGCCUUUCAACAUCAAGAACCUUCGUGACCACCUCGCCAACGUCGCCUUCGCCCGCCAAACGCUCCCGGACAAUAUCAUCGACCGCCAACGACACCUUGAAUUGUCUGCUUACACGAUGGAAGAAGGGAGGAUGAAGGCACAGCACGAAACCCUCGACCAACUUGGCAUCGACACUCGUUUCCGCGACAAGGUUCUUCAAGAAAUGAUGUACGGCUGGCACGAAAAGCUCAAAAAGCGCGUCGCAGAACUUGUCUCGCAGAUCGAGAAAGAAGAAGCGGCCGGCAAGUAUCGGUUGAAACCAAAGGCCGAGCUUGCCCCUUACCUUGCCUUGGUGCAACCCGAGCGACUCUCCAUGAUCACCAUCCUCGAAGCGAUGCGGUUAUGUGGUUCCGGAGGCGUCGCAUCUGGGAUGAAGUCGACGCGGGCGUUGGUUAGCAUUGGGAAGGCCGUGGAGAUGGAGUACAAGGCGCGCGUCUGCAGGAAGAACCGGAUUGUCAUUCCAGAUGUGUCGCGUCCCGACACGCAGGAUGUUUUCAGCUCGCUCGGCUACUCGAAUCUCCAUGAGCGUCGACUGGCAGCCGCGAAGCAGAUGACCGCAGGAGAGUCCUGGACCGCACCAUGGUCGCAGACGACUCGUGCGCAGAUUGGUGCCUUGCUCAUGGAGGUGUUGAUGCAAGUUGCGACAGUCCCCCAGACUGCGGUGAACGAAGAGACUGGGGAGGUCUUGACUGAGGAGCAUCCGGCAUUCUUCCACUCUUACGAGUAUAUGCGGGGCACGAAACUCGGAGUCAUCAAGGUCAACCAUGCAGUGUCUGAGCGAAUUGCCAAGGACGUUCUGAAAGGGACGAUCCAUCCACGACAUCUUCCUAUGCUCCAUCCUCCUAAACCUUGGGUCCGCGCCAACGAGGGCGGCUAUCUCUACACCAAGACUCCUCUCAUGCGGUAUAAGGAAUGCGUCGAGCAAGAGAAGUACCUCCAUGAGGCCAUCCGCAAGGGCAACAUGGAAGCCGUUAUGGCUGGUCUCAACGUGCUCGGUCGUACACCAUGGAAGAUCAACAAGAAGAUUUUCGACGUUGUUCUCACCAUCUGGAACAGUGGCGAAGGUGUUGGCAAGUUGCCUCCGGCGAAGCUCGAUGAGCCUGAGCCCCAACCUCCGCCUGAAGGGGAGAAUGAUGUGAGAGCAAGGGCCAUCUACCUCCAGCACCACAAGCAGUGGUCACAGAACGUCGCAAACAACCACUCUGAGCGGUGUAGUACAAACUAUAAGAUCGAAAUCGCCCGUGCUUUCCUCGACGAAACCAUCUACUUCCCUCACAACCUCGAUUUCCGAGGCCGCGCCUACCCUCUGCCUCCUCAUCUGAACCACAUCGGUGACGACUUGUCUCGUGGCCUGCUUCUCUUCCAAGAAGCCAAGCCUCUCGGAGAGCGUGGUCUGCGGUGGAUGAAGAUCCAUCUUGCCAACUUGUACGGUUUCGACAAGGCUGACUUCGACGAGCGUGUUCAUUGGGUGCAUGAUCGUCUUGAUGACAUCAAGGAUAGUGCCAAGAACCCUCUGACUGGCCGAGGAUGGUGGAAGAAGGCCGAUGACCCCUUCCAAUGUCUCGCCACUUGCAUGGAACUGACCGAAGCUCUCGAAUCGCCCGACCCUCUCGCCUACAAGUCCUGCCUCCCUGUUCACCAAGACGGUACCUGCAACGGUCUUCAGCACUACGCCGCCAUGGGUGGUGACGCCCAGGGUGCGCAGCAAGUCAACCUUGCCGCCUCUGACCGCCCCUCCGACGUGUACACCUUCGUCGGAAACAAGGUCGACAAACUCGUCAACGAGGACGCGGCCAAGGGUGACCGCCUGGCUCAACUGCUGCAAGGCAAGAUCACGCGUAAAGUCGUGAAGCAGACGGUCAUGACGACUGUGUACGGUGUCACCUUUGUCGGUGCGCGAGAUCAGAUUGAAGGCCAAUUGAUCGACCGUGGCGAUAUCCCCCUUGAAGAGUGUUGGAACGUCGCUGGUUACCUUGCGAAGAAGGUGUUGCACUGUAUUGGUGACACUUUCCAUGGUGCCCGCUCCAUCCAGAACUGGCUCAACUUGUGCGCUCGCCUCAUCUCUAAAUCUGUUUCGCCCGACCGCUUUGCACAAGCGACGGAGAAGUACACGAAGAAGAAGGAGGCGGCGAAGGCGAGUAAGGCCAAGAGGAAGGCAGCUGAGAGCGAGGAGGCUGCCGGUGUGGAAGUGGCACCCGCGGUGGGGAAGAAAUCAAAGAACAAGACUGUGGAUGUGGCCAAGUUGAUCAAGAAGGAACAGAUGACUUCGGUUAUCUGGACGACGGCCCUUGGGUUGCCGGUUGUGCAGCCUUAUAGGAAGACGUCGAGGAAGCAGAUUAUGACCAACAUUCAGAGUGUGUUCAUUUCGGACCCUAAUAUUCCCAACGAAGUGAACGCGGUCAAGCAAGCUUCGGCCUUCCCUCCCAACUUUGUGCACAGUUUGGACGCAACGCACAUGUUGUUGUCCGCUUUGGAGUGCAACAACCAGAAACUGACCUUCGCCUCUGUGCACGACUCGUACUGGACACACGCUUGCGACGUCGACGCCAUGUCCGAAAUCAUCCGCGACACCUUCAUUGAGCUCCACUCGACCGAUGUGCUCGGCCGACUCUACAACGAGUUCAAGCAACGCUACAAGGGCUACCUCAUCCCCGCCUACUACCUCCAAUCGCAAGAGACCCUCCAACACAAGCUCUACGAAGCCGGUACCCGUCUCAAGGUCCGCCCAGGACAGAACUUGGCCGGCCUUGAGAAGCUCAUCGAAGUCUCCGAGUCUGAUUCGGAGGUUUCGACUGUCAAGGAGGAAAACCUCCUUGGACCGUCGGCGACGAAGGAGGAGGUUGUCAAGGCUGCUGAGGAGUUGGCGGCUAGCGACGCUGAGGAGGAAGGCGGCGGACGGGGCGCGAAGAAGCCGAUUCCUAACCCCGAGUUGGUGAACAAGUUUUUGGAUGUGACGGAGCUUUUCCCGCCGCUGCCUGAGAAGGGUAGCUUCAAUGUGGCGGAUAUUAGGAAGUCGGCGUAUUUCUUCUCAUAG
Coprinopsis cinerea okayama7#130 is the source of this 4026-nucleotide messenger RNA. Its product is annotated as mitochondrial RNA polymerase. Gene Ontology annotation, biological process: mitochondrial transcription. The transcript is spliced from 9 exons. Lineage: Eukaryota; Fungi; Basidiomycota; Agaricomycetes; Agaricales; Psathyrellaceae. Gene Ontology annotation, molecular function: mitochondrial promoter sequence-specific DNA binding; protein binding; DNA-directed RNA polymerase activity. The coding region runs from base 1 to 4026 and encodes 1341 amino acids. Gene Ontology annotation, cellular component: mitochondrial DNA-directed RNA polymerase complex. The record is from RefSeq and is a predicted model, not a curated record.